GCGGCGACAGACGAGGCAGGGCACUUAGGAACAAUGAAGAUAAGUGAGCUUUCCCAGUUUGAGGGGUCAUAUGAUGUCCUUUGUGAUGAUGUCAUAAGAACUAAGGGAUCAAAGUGCAGGUUCCGUCACUGUGAAAAAGCCAUUGGCAGUGAUAUUGUGUGCUCAUUAUGGAGAGAGGGAAAAUGUUCCCAUCAACUUUGCAAAUUUAGACACAUGGAAAUACAGCAAAAAUACAACAGCAUCUCAUGCUUCUGGGAAACACAGCCUUUAGGCUGUGUGAGGAUCAGUUGUGUCUUCCAUCACAGGAAACCUCGUAAUAUUAAUGGACUUUUUUUGCCCCCUAGUAAUGAUUCUACAUUGCAAGGGGAAGUUCAGGAAGGAAUUUUGCAUGCUGCUCAAAAUCAAGAUUCCACAAAAGGUCAGGAGAAUUCAUUAAGGCCUAUUCAUCCUCCACUUAUUAUUACUAUCAAUCUUGAGGAUGAAGAAGAGGAAGAACAAGAAGAAAAAUAUGCAUCUUAUUUAUUGUCAAAGACACCAGAAGAUAUAGAAGAAGAAAAGGCAAUAAAGGAAAUGUGCUAUAAAUCUGGAGAAUAUUAUAGAAUUCAGACUUCUCAGGAAAAUCAUUUAACAAAAAAUUCUUCAGUGCUGGAGAAUGAGCUCAUUAAACCUAUGGAAACAUGCAGAGAAUUACAAGAAGGUGAUGGUGUUGCUGUUCCAUCAAAGUUUAACAUUAUAGAAAGGCAAACAAAAAUAACAGCCUCAGUAGACAGUUGCUCUAAAUCUGAACUUAGUACCUUUGAAAAUGGAGGAGGUGAUUGUUACUUGUCACAAAGAAAUAUAUUUGUUGAAGGGAUACAAAACAAAAUGUUCAAUGGAGAGAAACAAUUUACCAUGCUAAAGUGUUUAAACGUUAAAGCUACCAGCCAUACAGAAAGCAUCAAGAAGCAUCAUUUUAAGGGAGUAAAGAAAAAGAAAUGGCUAUCUGAGGACUCCAAAAAUCUGCCUACCCCUUUGACAGCAAAAGCAAUGCAUACUUCAAACUCUAAAAGUAAAGGGAAUUGCCAACAAAAUGAUCAAAUCAAGAAUGCUGAGAAUGCCUCUUAUGUUCCUCCUCAGAGAGCCAACGGGAGAAGUAUUUCCUUGAGUGCUCCAAUGGCUGGAAGGUCACAAAAUCUCACCUAUGCUAAAAUUGGGGUAGCCAAAGAAUCCAAAAUGAAUUUAUCUACAGAGAGGUGUGCUUCAGCGUAUAAUAUACCAGCCUGGAGAAAAAGAAGCCCGCAUUCUAAAAUAUAUACUAAACCUGAAAAAAUGCAUUCAGAGCCCAGAAGAAAUGGAAGUAGAUAAAAUGGAGGUUAAUUUUAAAGAGAAGAAAGAGGGAAUAAAGAAAUAUUAUAUUGCUCUUCUAUGGUUUGCCAUAAAAAGAGGACAAAAUAUUCAAAUUCAAAUGAUUUGGUUAUCAUGAAAUCCAACUGGAGAUC
Messenger RNA from Protobothrops mucrosquamatus (brown spotted pit viper), 1478 nucleotides. RefSeq names its product chromosome unknown C12orf50 homolog (gene ZC3H11D). Lineage: Eukaryota; Metazoa; Chordata; Lepidosauria; Squamata; Viperidae. The record is from RefSeq and is a predicted model, not a curated record. The coding region runs from base 34 to 1344 and encodes 436 amino acids. The transcript is spliced from 13 exons.